AUGAAACUGGCGUUGGAUCUGGCGACGGCGCCUGUGCUUGGUGUCUUGAUUCUGUGGGCGACGACGAGCAUUGAUGGUGGGGUCGUGAGGGAUGGGAUUGUAGGGGAUCCUGCGAGUAUCCAGCCGUUUUCGGUUGUUAUUUUGGUUUUUGCUUUGGCGUACAUCUGCAUCUCGAUCGACGUAACAGGUUUCUUUGCCUACGUCGCCUUCCAAGUCGCCAAACGCGGCGGAGCAUCCGGCACUUCUCUCUUCCGCAACCUCUACAUCCUCAGCACCAUCAUGACCAUCUUCACCUCCAACGACGUCGUCGUGCUCACCGUAACCCCCAUCGUCUGCUACCUAACCGCCGAAACCAAAACCGACCCAACCUCUUACCUCUUCUCCACAUUCAUCGCCUGCAACAUCGCGUCUAUGGCGCUGUACAUUGGCAACCCGACGAAUAUCAUCGUUGCUCAGGCUUAUGAUAUCAACUUCCUCCAGUACUCAGCUUGGAUGAUUUUGCCGACGAUCGCGGGAUUGCUCACAGCUUAUAUUUUGUGCUACUACACCCUGCGCAGCCUGAUCCCGCCCACCAUCCCCCCACCGCCCGCGGAAGCAGAGGAACGGUAUAAGGUGGAGCGCAAGUGGGACGCGGUGUUUGGGUGUGCGGUCCUCGGCGUGUGUUUGGUGGCGUUGAUGGUGGUCCCGCUGUUUGCGCAUGUGGCGGUGUGGAUACUCACGGCGCCGUUUGCAGGGGUUAUGCUGGUCAAGGAUGACGUGGAAAUGGAAGCCGUGCCCGCCGUUGCAUCCUAUUCCGACCGCGGCGUCCUCACCCGCUCCGCCUCCCGAUCCCGUAUCCACCACACUCCUCCCCCAGCACACACUCCACCACACCACGACAGCGCCACGUCCCUCAAAGACUCCUCGCUCCACCCACCCACCUCAACCACCCACCUUCACAUGCCUCCUACUGGACCCACCACCUCCAGCUCCACCCACCGCCCACCCCCAACAACACCCGAAAUCCUCCUCCGCCUUCCCUACCCCCUCAUCCCCUUCUGCUUCGGCAUGUUCAUCCUCUGCGAAGCCUUCUCCCACACCGGCUGGGUCGCCCUCCUCGCGCGCGCCCUCGCCCACACCUCCGCCGGCGGCCACCUGAUCCCCAUCGUCUUCAUCACGGGGGCGGUGACCACCCUGGCAUGCAACGUGAUGAACAACCUGCCGAUGGCGAUCCUGUUCGCGCGGGCGGAGGACCACCACGCACAUGUGGAUGCCCUCCGACGCGGGGGCAUGUUUGCGCUGAUCGUUGGAUCGAACCUGGGCGCCAACCUCCUCUUCAUCGGAUCGCUCGCGGGGUUGAUGUGGUCGCAGCUGUUGGAGAAACGCGGCGUGCGGGUCAGCCAGGGCAUGUUUCUGCGGAAGUGUGUGAGGAUCACGCCCGUGGUUGUUGUUGCGUGCUGCGCCGUGCUGUGUGCCGAGUUGGCUGUUAUGGGGUUUUAUGUGUGA
Fimicolochytrium jonesii is the source of this 1485-nucleotide messenger RNA. RefSeq names its product arsenical pump membrane protein-domain-containing protein. Gene Ontology annotation, biological process: transmembrane transport; arsenite transport. The coding region runs from base 1 to 1485 and encodes 494 amino acids. Gene Ontology annotation, cellular component: membrane. Gene Ontology annotation, molecular function: arsenite transmembrane transporter activity. The transcript is spliced from 4 exons. Lineage: Eukaryota; Fungi; Chytridiomycota; Chytridiomycetes; Spizellomycetales; Powellomycetaceae. The record is from RefSeq and is a predicted model, not a curated record.